CGAAUCUAUCACAGGCUCAAAGGAGGUGUUGUCGGAUCCGCAGAUCAUGACUUCACCGGACAUUGGCAACGACGGGAGCAUGUUUGGGGGUGGAAAUGUUGCUCAGCUCUUCGAGGACUUCCCCAAAAAGCACCAGUGCUCGGCAUAUUGUCAAUUCUUUGGAUUGAAGCUGUUACCGUGAUGUAUUCCACUCAAGUCAUACCUGUCAUAGGCCUCUCAUACAAUCUCUGUUCCCGUCAUCAUAUCGCUGUUGUCAAUCACGUGCACCAAAAAAUUGUAUGGA
This is a messenger RNA of Mycena citricolor, 283 nucleotides long. NCBI's taxonomy places the organism in Eukaryota, Fungi, Basidiomycota, Agaricomycetes, Agaricales, Mycenaceae. The record is from the annotation of a GenBank genome assembly.